Durusdinium trenchii is the source of this 154-nucleotide messenger RNA. The record is from the annotation of a GenBank genome assembly. Lineage: Eukaryota; Dinophyceae; Suessiales; Symbiodiniaceae.
GUGGAUGGGACUUUUUGGCCAUCGCUCAAUGAAGCGGACCAUGCUAUUUGGUAAUGCGCCGUGGCUCCAUAUGUUCAGCCUUCAGUCCAAGAUCCGCCAGUCUGACCGCGAUCAGCAGAAGUGGUCCAGUGAGGGGAACACUAAAGUGAAGCAG